Molecule: messenger RNA, 3192 nt
Organism: Stegostoma tigrinum
Lineage: Eukaryota; Metazoa; Chordata; Chondrichthyes; Orectolobiformes; Stegostomatidae
Product: protein phosphatase 3 catalytic subunit alpha
Exons: 14
Coding region: 178-1716 (512 amino acids)
Biological process (GO): calcineurin-NFAT signaling cascade
Cellular component (GO): cytosol; cytoplasm; calcineurin complex
Molecular function (GO): calmodulin binding; calmodulin-dependent protein phosphatase activity
Source: RefSeq, a predicted model, not a curated record
GGCACGGAGCAGCGAGUUUGGCUGGGCUGCUGGGGUUUGGUUGAAGCGGCAGCGGGUUCGGAUCGAGAUCGAGAGGCGGAGCAGGAGCGGCUCCGGAUUGAGGGAUCUGCUUCGGGUUCUCUGAAGUUUUUAAACCUUUCCUUCGCUCUGUGGUUUGCUUUCAUCUUUGAUGGUGAAAUGUCCGAGAAGGUGCACUCGACCACGGAACGGACAGUGAAAUCCGUUCCCUUCCCUCCCAGCCAUCGGUUGACAGUUAAAGAGGUCUUUGACCACGAUGGGAAGCCACGUGUGGAUGUGCUUAAGGCUCACCUUACUAAAGAGGGCCGUGUGGAGGAGGCUGCAGCAAUGCGGAUUAUAACAGAAGGGGCAUCCAUUCUCCAUCAAGAGAAGACAAUGCUGGACAUUGAAGCUCCAGUCACUGUUUGCGGUGAUAUCCAUGGUCAGUUCUUCGACCUGAUGAAGCUGUUUGAAGUUGGUGGAUCUCCAGCAUCUACUCGCUACCUCUUCCUUGGUGACUAUGUGGACAGAGGUUAUUUCAGCAUCGAAUGUGUAUUGUACCUUUGGGCCUUGAAAAUCCUGUAUCCAAAAACUUUGUUUUUACUUCGUGGAAACCAUGAAUGUCGGCAUUUGACGGAAUACUUCACUUUUAAACAAGAAUGCAAAAUAAAAUAUUCAGAACGGGUAUAUGACGCGUGCAUGGAUGCUUUUGACUGCCUCCCUUUGGCGGCUCUGAUGAAUCAGCAGUUCCUGUGUGUUCAUGGUGGUCUGUCUCCUGAGGUUAACACCUUAGAUGAUAUUAAAAAAUUAGAUAGAUUCAAAGAACCCCCAGCUUAUGGGCCCAUGUGUGAUCUAUUGUGGUCAGACCCACUAGAAGACUUUGGAAAUGAGAAGUCUCAGGAACAUUUCACUCACAACACUGUCAGAGGCUGCUCGUACUUCUAUAGUUACCCUGCUGUAUGUGACUUCCUACAACACAAUAAUUUAUUAUCAGUAAUCCGAGCACAUGAGGCACAGGAUGCUGGGUACCGAAUGUAUAGAAAGAGUCAAACAACGGGCUUUCCUUCACUAAUCACCAUCUUUUCAGCUCCCAACUACCUGGAUGUCUACAACAACAAAGCUGCGGUUUUGAAAUAUGAAAACAAUGUCAUGAACAUUCGACAGUUCAAUUGUUCCCCUCAUCCCUAUUGGCUGCCCAACUUCAUGGAUGUCUUCACUUGGUCUUUGCCAUUUGUUGGAGAGAAAGUGACUGAGAUGUUGGUGAAUGUACUGAGCAUCUGCUCUGAUGAUGAACUGAUGACCGAAGGAGACGAUGGCUUCGAUGGUGCGUCUGCUGCUGCUCGCAAAGAGGUCAUUCGGAACAAAAUCCGGGCAAUUGGCAAGAUGGCCAAGAUGUUUUCUGUUCUCCGAGAGGAGAGUGAGAGUGUUCUGACACUGAAAGGCCUGACUCCCACAGGAAUGCUUCCGAGCGGAGUGCUGGCUGGAGGCAAGCAAACCCUCCAAAAUGCGACUGUUGAAGCUAUUGAGGCUGAUGAAGCUAUCCGAGGUUUCUCUCCCCAGCAUAAGAUCAGCAGCUUUGCCGAGGCGAAAGGUCUGGACCGUAUCAACGAGAGGAUGCCCCCUCGUCGCGAUGGAAUUCCAAGUGACAGCACCCUUAACUCCAUCAACAAGGUGGUCUGCUCAGAGGCCAAUGGCACUGAGAGUGGCAAUAUUCAAUGAUCGUUUUGCUGUUUCCAGUUCGAAGGCAUGAUUGUAUGGUUGCCACCCCAUGCGGUUUGACAUUCUUGCCUCUGAUUACUGCUGCAUGCUCUGGGAGCUAGGUGUUGAUGACAGAUUACAGUAACAGAGUGAUAGGAAUUGUUUUGUGAUUGUUGACAGUUAAGUUACCUCAGAUGGAAUAUGCCUUUGCUUCUUGACAAGCAAACAGUUAAAUGCUGGUAAAAUAUUACACAUUAGAUGAAUCAAAAUGUUUUCCUUUUGCAUCAAGGAAGACUUGCAGAUCAGUUUUGAAAAGGCCUUUACUAUACUGGAUGUGGGAUCUCUCUCCAAUAGCUCAUUAAUCUUCUCGUGUCCGUUUACAAUUGCUGAACUCAGCUUUAACAUAUUAAAACAAAAAUUAAAAUUGAGGUUGUACAAACUAAUAGCUGAUUGAGAUGUGGACUAUUUAUUAACUUUUCGGUUCCUCUUUUAUGAGAGUUUCAAACAAAUUAGGCAGUCUUAAAAAAAAAUUUGUAAAGUUGCAAAAUCACGAAAAAUGCCAAAAAUUAAAUUUGGUUUUUGUACAAGUUCUGCUUACCUCAGGUUGAUUUAGUGUGUUUGGAUGCUACCAGUUUAUGUAUUUACCUAUUACUCACUUGGCAAUGGAUAGCCUUUUUCCAAAAAAAAACUGGAAAUUUAUUUAUAACUUUUACCAUUCAUUUUGCUGCUUAUUAUAUUUCAUUUGCAUUAAGUUGGUUGUGGCUUGCUGGAAUUGUAUAUUAAUGAGUGACGCAUUCAUAUUUUAAAUUUUAUUUUAACUAUAUGAAGAACAAGACAUACCAUAUAAAAUGCAGUGAAUAGCAUCUGUAGUCUGUAAAACUGUCCUCUGCAUGGUAUUUUCCCCAAUUUCUGGCUGUACUGUCCCUAUAUGGGACUGUAAUGUGCUUAGUGAUCUGAUAUAUACUGGAAAUGUAAACUUGCAUACUUUAUAUUCACUGUAUGAAAUUGCUUAAUGCCUUUUGAAUUUUUGUAAUUUAAAAAGAGAAACUUCUUGAAAUUAUUCAGAGGGGGCGUGGAAAACUGAACAUUUUUCAGUACACACAAGUGCACAUAUAGAAGAUUAGCAUGUUUAUCAAACAUUGUGAAAAUUAAACAAUUGAUAUGUGGGUACAUGUAAAACUCUAGAUGCAUGACACUGUUUUAGUCACGAUGGUGGAGUCUGACUUUCUUUUGUGCCACAAUAAAACAUUUAGUGUAUUUACACAUUUCACCGUAUAUCAGUUACGGGUUUGACGAUAUGGUUGAAAACUGGUCCAUAAUGGAUGAUCCAUUGAUUUUUUUUUGAAACAACAGUAAAUGUGCCCAAGUAAUUCACUACAACCUUGAAUGCCUUGCCUUUGUAAUUUGACCUCUGAAACGUCAGCAGUUUAAGCAUGCACUUGUAACAACAAGGAAGUAUUUUAUAUCACUAUUUCAAUAAAACAUGCAUGAACUUAA